AUGGACUCAAACAUAUUGAAAACAAAUUCUUCCUAUCUGUACCAUCUGGGAAAAUUUCUGGAGCCUGCGGUUGGGUACAAUUCCCACUGGCUACUGUGCUGGCGGGCUACAUUGCACGGCUGGGAUGUCCGUACACAGUUUCACAGACGCUGCGAUGGAAAAAGAGACACAGCUACCAUAAUAAAAAAGGGUAAAUACGUUUUUGGAGGUUACACGGACAUUCCUUGGGGUAAGUAAAUUGCUUGCUCAGUUUAAAAGCAAAUAGCAAUAAAACGUAAAGUUGAGCCAGACCAGUCUUCUUAACAAUUGUUACUGCUGUAAGAACUAGGGAGGCUGGUUGUUACGUAUUAACGAUUCUGUAAAAUUUAGGAUAUGUUGAAUGUCUAUCAUACCGGUUCCUGGAGAGAAAAUACAUGGGCCAUGAUAGUAUUCACUCAAAGUUUACUAGUCUGCUACACAGGACACCAAACUGUGACAUCCACGGGCAUUUUUGUGUGAUUUUUAGUAAAAUAGCUAUUCUUACCAACUCGAGUACGCUGACUUCGAAAAUUACUGUUGCCAAUCUCAAGCUUUUGUGAAGGUGGAGUUUUGGGGCAUUUCAUUAUGACAUCACUGUCCAAAAAAGAAGUUUUCUUUCCUUCCCUAAUUAUAAAAUUUAAUAGAUCCAGAAAUGGUCUCAAUUUUAAAGACCAUUUAGAGAAUUUAUGAAACGCUGUUUCUGCGAAUUUCGAGGCGUCACAUGACAAUUGACCACACCCUUUGAUAUAAAUUUCACACAAUUAUGGCUAAAGAUGUGAUAUUUAUCGCGAUAAUUUUACUGAGAUAAUUAAAAAGUAUAUUAAAAUAAGCCAUUCUUUGAUUGCACGUGCUCUUGGCAAUUAUUGAAAAACCUUCCCAUUCUUGCACAUUUCUUCUCACUAAAUACGUUACAAGACCAAGGCAACUUUGAAAGGUAAGUUCAAAUAGUUUAGGAUAGGCGGACUGCUUAAUAAAAUGUAGGAGUAUGGAGACAUCUAAAAAGAAAAGGAGCUGCAGCGACUCUCUCAGUAUAGACGCUGAGGAGUGGCUUUCCACAAGGACCGAUGAGAAAUGUGCAAAGCUGCUAGAUGCACAAAGGCACGGAAAAGAAUUUUUGAUGAACAAAAUAAAGAGACAAUAAAAAGAGAAAGCGUAAGAGAUAUAACCACUCCUAGGGCUUUCCACAAGUUGCUCGGCAACUUUUUGGCAACUUCUCGUACUUCGAGCAACUUCUCGAGUUCUCUUCUAAUUCUGAGAUAUCGGAGCAGCUUUUAGUGCUUCAAAUUGGCCUUUCUUCCAUAUUUCACAAUGUUUAACUAAACAAUUUCUGAAUUUCCUGUAAAAAAAAUGGAACCAAAUCCUCCCUCCUGGGGCAGAUCAUGGGCGCAAGAUAAAAGUAACCGGGCUGCUAGGUCAGCUGUUUUUAGAGAACAUUCAAAAUGGUGGACGAAGAUUGACACUCGACUGACUUGUGUCUCGGGUGAAGAAGGUCAUAUCAACAUUUUUAUUGGCUGGUUAGACUUUUUGGUUUUUUUUUAGGACAAAGUUAUUUAGCAACACUGGUUACGCUGCAAAUUGCACAAAGUGCUUAGAAAUUUUACUUUUGUUGUACAAGUUGCAUAUUUUAGAAUCAGACCAAAGAAAAGUUUUCGUUCUUUUUCGAGCAAUUUUUAAGCAACUCUCGUUACAAAAAGCAACUUUUCUUUGUUUUUUGAGCAACUUUUGAGAAAUUACGGGAAACGUUUUGUAAAAUCUCGAGCAGCUUGUGGAAAACCUAACCACUCAUAACUCACUUCGCCUCACAACGGCACAGAAAUUUGUUAUCGUGACGUCAUACACAAAGUGAAAAUUGAGCUUUUGUGGGAAAAGCUAUUAAAUAGGGACCUUAAGAUCUGACGACGGCGACGGCAACGGGAACGCAACAAAAGCAAUAGGUUUAAUUAGCAAAACAACAGUUUUGCACGUGCAUCACGCUUUUUUGUACAUUUCUUUGCCGUCACUGCACGACUACGACGUGAAAAUGCCUAAUUUCACGAUGUACAGAAGAAGUACACAAGCGACGUCGAAAUUUCCUCUCUCUUACUGAACUUGGAUAUGGUUCUUAGGAAUUCAACUUUAGGAGGGUUCGCCUACAUUUGACAAAGUUAGUGACUUGCAAUAAUCUCGAUGAAGAUUGGAAGAACGCGAAUUCACUUUUCAGCGACGUUUUUUCUGCCGUCGCCGUCCUAGGUCUUAAGGUCCCUAAUAAUCCCCCCUAACGCAGAAAAAAAGUAUUUCUUUUGACAACGAGGCGGCCUCCACUUCAUUAAAAGGGCAAGUAGCACGAAGUAGUAGGAGAAGUGUCGCACCUGUACAAUGGAGUCUUUCUGUACUUUGCCAAAAAUUCGAAAACACCGAGAGGCGCUCAAAUCAUUUACAUCAUUCAAUGUAAGCAAUUCAGUUCCAGCAAUUAAAUCAUCUUAUCUCGAUUUAACCUGAAUUUCAGACGAUUACUUCGAGUCGUUUUUACUUCCUCAGUAGGGUCUAAAUUGACUGGCCGCUAAUACCGUCCAGUGACGUCACUACUCAUUCCUAAGUCAUGCAAAAAGUAAAACACGAUUUUCAACCGGCAAACAAAGAAAUAUCGUCUGGAAAUGUCUACAUGAUACAGAAGUGCUUUACUCUUUUUGAAUGUAAUUCAUAUUUAACGUUUAAACUGUCAACUGCAUGCAGUACUCUGAACGAAGUUGUACGUUUAAUUCAAUACUCAAACUCGAUCGCAAUCACGCAGAUAAAACAAGCUCAUUAAAAUACACACACGGAACACUUCAAAAACACAACGAUUUGCUUUAAAAAAAGAAGCUAUUUGGUGCUUAACGAAGAAGAAAAAAAAAACAAGAAAAAAAAGUUAAACAGAAUCAUUACACUCGACGGUGGAAAUUAAAAGACUUAAAUCCCAGAAAUUUUCGCUUUCGAACUUUUUUAACUUCACGCAAACAUGCCAGGCAUCCGACCCAGCAAUCCCGCUAAAAUUUCUCGUAACUAUACAUAAUUCUGCGAAUGUUUGGACAAGAAUCAACCAAUCAAACACUACCCGGUUUUCGGGUAGUGACGUCACACUGGAGGGGAUUAGCGGCCGGUCGAUUCAGACGUUGCUAACAGAGUAAAAAAGGACUCGAAGUAAUCGUCUGAAAUUCAGGCUAAUCUGGAUAAUGCACUAAAAUUCCGCCUAGCUGAGGUAAGCGAUCUCAUUGCAGCAAAGGGCCGGGAAGGUACAAAAAGUGUCUGAGCACUUAGUACCAGACUGGCAAAAAGAAAGAGGAAUCUCAACAGGCAGUUAUCGUUAUGAUUUUAUCUGCUUUGAGCUCGGCCACUAUACUGCAGUGCGUAAACCAAAUACUCCAGCUAUCUGACGUAUGGCCGGGAUAUAAUAAGCUAGCCCAAAAAACCAAUACAAACAUAUCGCAGUCAUCUAUCAACAGGAAAGCAUCACGAGAAAAGUUGGAGACUUGUUCGAAUUCUUAAGCACUGAUAUGGGGGAUUACAUCAUACAAGUUAUGAUGUACGCUCCUAGUUAACGCUGUUAGUAGAUCUACUGCACCAGGCGGGCCAUAUACAGCUACAACAGCCAAAUCCUUAAGUUGGACCCCUCACUGGGGCAAGAUACAGUCUGUUCUUGAAAGAGAUAAAUGGCACCGUUGUCCUAACUGGUUCUAAACCCGGACAACUUCCUGAUGCAGUUCACUACUAAUAACAUUCACAUCAACCAUUCGUUACUAGGUGGAAAGGACACUUUCCACGAAACACAGGUACCUGGUUGACAAAGAGGCCCAAAUAAAACAAAACAUUUAGCAAGCUUGAGGCCCAAAGUGAAUUGUGAAAUAACUAGGAUUCAACAUUGCACAAGAAAAACAAAAAGUUGUAUAUGUAUUCCUAAGUACAUUACAAAAAAAUAAUUGCUGUCUUUACACUAGGCCGUUAAGUAAGACUUAAGAGCUGCUAAGUUUUACUUAACCAAAAAUUCGUGUGUGAAGGCCUAAGUAAAAUCUCAAGUAACUUUACUUUGCAUUUCAUUAAAGUUGGAAAGUUGAAACGAUUCAAGAAAGUUUUAAGCGACUUGAAAAGCAUCCUUAAAACCGACUUCGCUGACUUGCGGUUACUUGCGGUUUCUUGGGGUGUUUACCAUUUGACAGAAAAAUCUGGCUGGGGUGUCGAAAGCAUAAUGGUAAGCGAUUUACCAGUUUACCGUAGAGUUGCCACAUCCGUUAAGGUUUGAAUCCAAAAAGGGGGCGAAUGCGUCUGGAACCGAGAAAUUGGUAGAUGGUAAGCAACAGUGCGUUUGGUUUGUACCAACUGGAAUGAACGGACUACCUCAUGAUCAAAACGUACUCCUCAAUUUUUGGUUGGAAUUUCCGAAAAGUGACCUUACCAUUUACCAUCCAUCCGCAAUUUCCGAAAUUUUCUGUCAAAUGGUAAGCACCCUUGAGGUUUGAGAAAGGCGAAACACGUCAAUCAAUCAUAAUUAUGUUGCAUGGGAAAAUAGCCUUAAGUUAACCUGAAGUAAAAAAGAAUCGGUUGUGUGUGAAGCUUUAUUUUACUUGAAGUAAUUAAAAUUUGCUACUCUUGAAAUAUUUCUUAGCUUAUUUAGGCUCUAGUGUAAAGACUACCAAUGUGAUAAAUAUACAAGUGAUAAGGUGA
Porites lobata is the source of this 4695-nucleotide messenger RNA. NCBI's taxonomy places the organism in Eukaryota, Metazoa, Cnidaria, Anthozoa, Scleractinia, Poritidae. The record is from the annotation of a GenBank genome assembly.